AUGGCCGCAAACGACAAGCCCACUUCAGUGGCCAAGGACCUUUUCGAGGACAUGGGUCGCCAGGUCGAAGGCAUGAAGGCCAACACUGAGGACGGUGACGACCAGAGAGUUGUCGACGAGAUUGAGAGUUUGUGCAUGAACUGCCACGCCGAUGGCAUGACCCGCCUUCUCCUCACUCGCAUUCCCUACUUCCGCGAAAUCGUUCUCUCAUCCUUUUACUGCCCUCAUUGCAGCUUCAAGAACACCGAGAUCUCAUCUGCCGGCCAGAUUCAGGAGCGCGGUUCAAAAUACGUCUUCAAGGUUGAGAACGCCGAUGACUUCCAGAGAUCAGUUGUCAAGGGUGAUGGUUGCGCAUUCAGAGUCGAGGACAUUGACCUCGAGAUUCCUCAAGGAAGAGGUCAGAUGACCAACAUUGAGGGUAUCCUCGCUGGUGUCAAGGAGGACCUUUCACAGCACCAGGAAGCUAGAAUGCAGCAAAUGCCCGAGGCUGGCGCAAAGGUCGCCGAGGUCAUCCAGGCUCUGGGUGACAUGCUCGACGGCAAGAGAUACCCCUUCACCGUUUCCGCCGAGGACCCUUCAGGAAACUCUUUCAUCCAGCCCUCGCCUACCGACGCCCGCCACAAGUACACUCGCACUGAGUUCGACAGAACCCCCGAACAGAACGCUUUCCUUGGUAUCGGUGAGGAGGCUCCCGCCGACGAUGGUCAACAGGCCCCUGAGACCAACAUCAGACCCGAAUACCGUGCCGCCGACGGCCUUGUCGGUGGUGGUGCUGCCGAUGCACCCAGAACUGUCACCACCAACAACGUUGACGAGGAGGAUAUUCGCGAGAACGAAGUCUACUCAUUCCCCGCCAGCUGCCCCGGAUGCACACGCCACUGCACAACCAACAUGAAGAUGGUCAACAUUCCUUUCUUCAAGCAGGUUGUCCUGAUGAGUACUGUCUGCGAGCACUGCGGCUACCGCAGCAACGAAGUCAAGACUGGUGGUGAGGUUCCUGAGAAGGGCUCAAGAAUCACCCUCGCAGUCAACACCCCCGAGGAUUUGGCUCGUGAUGUUCUCAAGUCUGAGAGUGCCGCUCUUUACUGCCCUGAGCUUCAACUGCGCGUCGAGCCCGGUACCCAGGGUGGUCGCUUCACAACCGUCGAAGGUCUUUUGACCAACUUCCGCAAGGAUCUCCGCGCCCAGGCCUUUGGUCUCGAGAACGGUGACGAUGAGGAGGAAAUCCGCGCAGCCGCCGACUCUAUGCAAAACGAGACCAAGCGUACUUGGGAGGAGUUCUUCACCACCCUUGGUGAUGCCAUUGACGGCAAGAGACCUUUCACCGUCGUCAUCGAAGACCCUCUCGCCUCAUCAUACGUCCAAAGCUACACCGCUCCCGCACCCGACCCGCAAAUCCAAGUCGAGGAGUACGAGCGCACUGAAGAGGAAGAGGAAGACUUGGGCUUGAAGGACAUCAAGACCGAGGACUACGGUUACACCCAGACUGAGGAGAAGAAGGAGGAGACCACCACUGAAUGA
Aureobasidium pullulans EXF-150 is the source of this 1521-nucleotide messenger RNA. Its product is annotated as zf-ZPR1-domain-containing protein. The record is from RefSeq and is a predicted model, not a curated record. Gene Ontology annotation, cellular component: nucleus; cytoplasm. Gene Ontology annotation, molecular function: zinc ion binding. Bases 1 to 1521 code for a protein of 506 amino acids. The transcript is spliced from 2 exons. Lineage: Eukaryota; Fungi; Ascomycota; Dothideomycetes; Dothideales; Saccotheciaceae.